Molecule: messenger RNA, 604 nt
Organism: Nanorana parkeri
Lineage: Eukaryota; Metazoa; Chordata; Amphibia; Anura; Dicroglossidae
Gene: BMF
Product: Bcl2 modifying factor
Exons: 4
Coding region: 26-574 (182 amino acids)
Biological process (GO): positive regulation of apoptotic process; negative regulation of autophagy; apoptotic process
Cellular component (GO): myosin complex
Source: RefSeq, a predicted model, not a curated record
GGGAGGAGCUCCGGAGCGCUGCAGGAUGGAACAAGAUAUUUUUCUGAGCUCAGAUGAAUUGGACGAUGAUGUAUUUUAUCCGGAUGACUUUGGGUUUCCUAUUCAGCCUCAGACCCCUUCAGCUAUGUUCACCCAUAGCCCAUCUUACACCUGUAUGUUGGGUCGCUUUCAACUGUUCCCCCUCUCUCAUUGCUGCGGCCCCGGCUGCAGGAUCAUGGACUGUGAGGAUAAGGCCACCCAGACCUUGGAGCCAUCGUCUGUUAAUCGGGAUAUCAUGUUACCUUGUGGUGUUGCAGAAUCCCCGCAGAGGCUUUUUUAUGGAAACGCUGGUUACCUUUUACACCAGCCUACAGACCUAGAUAUGCAAUUAGGAGAGGAGACACAGCACAGGAGACUGGAGCAAAGUGCUGAAAGGCGGAUCGCUCGGAAGUUACAGUGUAUCGGAGAUCAGUUCCAUCGACUUCACUUACAAAGGAUUCAGCAAAACCGAAACCAAGUGUGGUUCCAGAUCUUUAUCUUCUUCCGCAACUUGGUGUUACCUCGUGACAGGAAUAGGGGUGUCAAUGUGAGGUGAGACUCAUCAGCAUAUUGUGAUCAGAUCCGA